Molecule: messenger RNA, 8178 nt
Organism: Serinus canaria (Common canary)
Lineage: Eukaryota; Metazoa; Chordata; Aves; Passeriformes; Fringillidae
Gene: SDC3
Product: syndecan 3
Exons: 5
Coding region: 1-1305 (434 amino acids)
Biological process (GO): cell migration
Cellular component (GO): cell surface; membrane
Source: RefSeq, a predicted model, not a curated record
AUGCCCGGGGAGGUGCCGCCGCCGGCGCCCCGGGGGCUGCGGAGCCUCCCGCUGCUGCUGCUGCUGCUGCUCAGCGCCCGCGCCGCGCUGGCUCAGCGCUGGCGCAAUGAGAACUACGAGCGGCCCGUGGACCUGGAGGGCUCGGGGGACGACGACCCCUUUGGAGAGGAUGAGCUGGACGACAUCUACUCCGGCUCUGGCUCGGGGUAUUUCGAGCCGGAGCCGGGGCUGGACACAGCCGUGAGCCUGACCACGGACACACUGGUGACACUGCCCACCACGGCAGCCGUGCUGCCCGUCACCGCCGCCCAGCCCGUGGCAACGCCCCUGGAGCCAUCCCCCACCCCCCAGGACACCACCCCCGGGCAGGCCACCAGCGCCUUCCUCAUCCCCAGGACCACAGAAGCACCGGUGGUGCCCAGCUGGAAAGCCACCACCAGCAGCACCAUGGCCAGUGAGCCCCCAACCACCACGGCCACCACCACGGCCACCACCACCACCACCACCACGGCCACCACCACAGCCGCCACCACCACCACAGCUGCCACCACCACCACCACGGAGGCCACCACGACCACAAGCAGCACCACCGUGGCCACAGCCAAGCCCACCACCAUCCGGAGGUUCCUGCCCCCCUUGGCCACCAAGGCGGCCACUACCCGGGCCACCACCCUGGAGACGCCCACCACGCCCGUCCCCAAAACCAGCACGCCAACAGAGGUGGCCACGUCACGCCUUGUCCCCACCAGCACGGCCAGGCCCAGGGCGCUGCCAAAGCCCAGCACCUCGAGGACUGCAGAGCUCCCCGAGAAAAGCACGGCCUUGCCACCCACGGCCACCACGCUGCCGCCCACAGAGGCCCCCCAGAUGGAGCCAGGGGAGGUGACAACAGCCCCCGACAAGGAGCCGGAGGUGCCGGCCAGCAGCGGCCCCAGUGGGGACUUCGAGAUCCGGGAGGAGGAGGAGACGACUCGUCCCGACCUCGGGAACGAGGUGGUGGCUGUGGUGACACGGCCGGCGGGGCCGGGGCCUGGCAGGAACGUGGAGACGGGGCUGAUGGACAACACGAUAGACUCGGGCAACUCGGCUGCUCAGCUGCCCCAGAAAAACAUCCUGGAGAGGAAGGAGGUGUUGAUAGCGGUGAUCGUGGGUGGCGUGGUGGGCGCCCUUUUCGCCGCCUUCCUGGUGAUGCUGCUCAUCUACCGCAUGAAGAAGAAGGACGAGGGCAGCUACACCCUGGAGGAGCCCAAGCAGGCCAACGUCACCUACCAGAAGCCCGACAAGCAGGAGGAGUUCUACGCGUAGACCGAGAGCCCGGAGUGCCUCACGCUUCCUCCCUCCCUCCCUCCCUGCUCCAAACCCUCCCCUCCUCUCCUCCAUCCAGUCUCUCUCCCUCCUCCCUCCUCUCUCUCUUUUUUUGGGAUCAGACUGUGAAUUUUUAAAAGCAAAACCCGCAGCGGCUGAAGGAGGAAACGCGUCCUUGGCAUGGGGGGCACGGGGUGCCCGGAGCAGCAGUGUCACAAUGAGCACUGCCAAGGUGACACCGAGCAUUGCUGCGGUCACACCGAGCACCCCACUGGGGCCGGGGUGACACUGAGCAUCGCUGAGGUGACACCGAGCACUGCAGCAGUCACAUGGAGUGUGCCCAGGUCACAUGGAGCAGUGCCCAUGUCACAUCAAGCAGCGCCGUGGUCACACCGAGCAGCGCCAAGGUGACACCGAGCAGUGCCGCGGUCACACUAAGCAGUGCCAAGGUGACACUGAGCACCCUGAAGUGACACCGAGCAGUGCCGCGGUCACACUGAGCACCCUGAGGUGACACUGAGCAGUGCCACGGUCACACCGAGCACCCUGAGGUGACACCGAGCAGUGCCAUGGUCACACUGAGCGUGCUGCGGUCACACUGAGCACCCCAAGGUGACACCGAGCAGUGCCAUGGUCACACCAAGAGUGCCGCGGUCACACUGAGGACCUUGAGGUGACACCGAGUGCGCCGCGGUCACACCGAGCACCCCAAGGUGACACCAAGCGUGCCGUGAUCACACCGAGCACCCCGAGGUGACACCAAGCAGUGCCAUGGUCACAACAAGAGUGCCGCGGUCACACUGAGCACCCCAAGGUGACACCAAGCGCGCCGUGAUCACACCGAGGACCUUGAGGUGACACCCGAGCACCCCGAGGUGACACCGAGCACCGCUGGCCUUUCUGCUGGCGGGAGGGACGGGACAUGGAGCCAAUGCCAAGGAGCCGAUGCCAGGGCAGCCGUGCCCAGGAAUGCCCUGGAGAGCACGGGACGGGCUGCCCACGGCGCCUGGAGCUGAUCUGGACUUUUCCCACCACCACCACCACCAGGAACUCUGGGAUUCAGGCACCUCCUGCCAGCCCUGGGGCGCAGGGGGUUUGCUUUGGAUUUAUUCCCCUUUUGUUUCCGUCCAUAAAGGAAGGAGAUUUCCUUCCCUCUGUCUCGUCUUUAUUUUUCGGUUUUCCUUUGGAAUGGGGUUGGUCGCUCUGCAGGAAUCCCCUUCUGCUGGAAGAGAGAACGUGACUCUCCAAUGCUCCUGGAACCUUGGGAAAAGCACAAAGGGCUGGAAUACCUGGGAUUCGCUCCUGGAGUGGGGAAAAAGGAAAUAAAUACAAAUGCUGGGAAUGAUCCCUUUGGAUCAACAUUCCGCAAAGCUUGUGGAGCUGCAUUGGGGCAUCCCAGGCUGCUGCCAUCCGGCCACCCCUGGAAUCUCUUGGAUCCACAUCUGGCUGAGGGGUUUGGCCAGGAAGGGACUUGGGCUGGGUUUUCACUGUGACCACUAAAGCUCGGCUUUGCUGGACAUUCCUCAGGGAGGAGCUGGGAAUGGAGAAGCUGAAUCCUGUCCCUGGCUCUUCCAGAGGGGAUAACAGAGCUCUGCAAGGCGUGGGAUGCAGCCUAAGGGAGGAAAUCCGAGCAGGGACCAUCCCUGUCCCCUCAGGGUCCGGCAGGGAUCCCACCAAGGUGAGGAAGGGGAGGCAGAACCCCGGCUCAGCCCCAGGGCUGGUUGGAUCAUUGGAAAGAUCCCAAAAUCGAUGGAAACACCCAGGAUUGAUGGUUUUCCUUCAUUGUCAUUUAAUUCCAGCACAACCCACAGGGCUGGAGAGAACCCGAUCCUGACACCCCCCAGGUGCCCCUCCAAGGCUGCCCAGGGUGCAGAUUAAUUAAUUAAGAUGUUUCAAUUAAGGCAUUUCAAUGAGGUGGCUCUUAAUUAGCUGGAGCCGUGUUUGUGGGGUUGUGUUGUCACAAUGGUCGUGAUCUCGAUGGGGUCCCCUGGAGACUUUUGGUUUGCUCUUGGAACAAUUUGAAUGGGAAAAUCUGUGGGGAAAAUCGUUGCUUUGUGAAUUAACAGAGCCAGGGACACUUUGGCCCCGGAGGGGGUUGGGGGAUUUGGGGUUUCUUGGCCCUGGUGGGGGUUACAAGACAGAAGAGCUUCAUUGUGGAGGGGAUUGGAGGCCAGGAGAAUAUUGUGAAUAUAUCUAAAUACAUAUCUCCACUCCUGUACAGCCACAGUAACACAGGUGUGGAAGGAAAUGAAAUCCCUGGAAUUUCUCGGUGCACUGGGAUGCUUGGGUGGGAUUUGGAGUUGGGAAGUUGGGAGCUUUGGGCUGCUUUUCCCUGGGAUACAACCCAAAAUGACAACCUGGCUUUACUUUGGGAUAGGGAACAGAGCCCCACGCGUGGGUCGGCUCUAAAUCCUCAUUUUUGAGCUGUCAGCCUCAAAAUCCUCGUGGUUUAGGUUCUCAGAGCUUGGAGAAGACCCUGCUGGAUGUUUGGGGUGGUGGUGCUGGGAGUGACCAUUUCUGUGUCCAUCCCAGAGGGAGGAUGAGGAUGAGGAUGCUCCAAAGGAGGGAACACAUUCGGAAGGAGCCUGGUGCCAACCCAGAACCACUUUGUGCUGCUCCAGAGGGAGUCUGGACUCCUGGAUUUGAUGAUUUGGAAGAUUUUGGCCCUGUUGGGAUCACACAAAGGGGAGUGGCACAAGUCAAGGUCACCAAGGUCACCCAAAAUCCCCAUCUUUUGGGAAAACCUGGAUUUAAUCUUUGGAGCUUGCUCAAGAAAAAUAAUAAUAAUAAAAAAAAAAAUCCCUCCCAGCUUAAUCUUUUUAAUGCUGCUUUUCAGAGCUGCCUCCUUAAUCUUCUUCAUUCCAUUUUUUCCUCCUAUUUAAUAGUCUGAAGUUCCAUAAUACAAUUUUUUUUUACUCACUCAAGCUUAACCUCGUCCCUCUCAGCUGGUGUUAGGUUGUAAUCCCGGCACUUAAAUCCAUCACAGCUUCAGGAGCAAGGGAAGCUGGAGGUGGGAGGUGAGAGGAGCCUGGGCAGGGCUUCUGCAGUAAUUAAAAAGGUGAAGGCAAUUCAACUGCUAAUCAGAAGUGAUUAAAUAAUUCAUUGUUUAUCUCCUGCUUCCACUUUUUUGCUCUCCACCUGGAGAGGGAUGUGAGCUCCAGGAGAAUUUUUGGGGUUUGGAGCCAACGUUGUGUGGUUGUGUAAUGAGGUCACAGCCUCUUGUGUCACCUCAGCUCCACGGGGGCUGUUGGAGUUGAUGCCUGAAGGGGAUAAAAGGUCUCGUGCUGGAAAAUGUGACCCUGUGCCUCCCUCCAAGGAGUUGGGAUGGAGCUGAAUAUGGGCAGGAAUUUUUGGGGAAGACCAUCUCCCCAAAAAAUCCUGGGUAAAGCCAUUUCUCCAUGAGCAGAGCCACGGGGGUGGAUAAAACCCGAGGGUCGGUGCCUGGUGCAGGUGGUGUCACUCCUGCCCCGGGGCUUUCCUGGGAUUCCUGGUGGGAACACAGAUGGGGAAGAGGAGAGGAGGCUCCACACAGGAGCAGCCGUCCCCCAGAGCAGAUUUUGGGGAAAAUUCACUCAAGUGGAAGUGUCUCUGGCAUCUUCCCUUCCCAAAGCCGGGUCUGGCAUUGUUCCUCUGCCCGAAUUCCCAUCCCUCACUCUGAUCCCAGCCAGGAGCAGCUGGAGCGGUGCCCAGAUGUGCUGGUCCUUCCAGCUGCGCUCCCUGAGGGAAUUUUCCAUGGCUUUUCCUUUUCUUUUCUGCCUGUUCCCGUGUGUGUGUGAUGUGCUGGAGCUGCAGGGAGAACCUUGGCUGUUCCAGCUGGAUAAUUUUAGAGUUUCUGGCAUUGCAGGGUGGUUUGGGCUGCUCUGCCAGCUGUGCCAGCCUUGGGGCUCUCCCUGCUGGAACUGCAGCAGGAGAAUGAUGGAGAAUAUCCAGCAGGAGAACAGCCAGGAACUCCUAGGCCACAUCCAAAGGGAAGGGAAGAGCAGAGAGCCCAAUCCAGGGCUGGAAUGGGGAGUUUGGGAAGGGCAGGACAUGGAAGGGGCCCAGCAGCAGCAGGACCCGGCCCUGGGUGGGUUUUGCAGGGCUUGGAGUUGUCCCUUAGCUCCAAAAGUCUCUCUGAUUUUGGACAUUUCCAUGAAAAGCACCAGGUGCCUGUUGGGAUGGAGCUGUUCCUUAGCUCCAAAAACCUCUCUGAUUUUGGACUUUUCCAGAAUGAGCCAUGCUGGGAGGAUCCAGCUGCAGGGAAGGGGAUGGGGCAGGGAUGGCUCGGGCUGGGUGACUGCCAGGAUGUGCUGGUUUGCCUCAAAUUUCCCCUCUCCCUCCCCCAUUUCCCCGGCAAUCCCUGUCCGGAGCUCCUUUGCCUCAUCUCCAGCUCCAGCAUUCCGAGCUCUGUGCUGGGAAUCCCCAGCUCAGUUCCUUCCACAGGAACAAACCCACCAGCCAAGAACUGGAAUGGAUUUUUGAAUUCCCUUUUUUCUCCCGUAACCACCCUUGUCAUGAUCUUUUCCGUGCUCCAAGGUUUUCUGCCAGGCUCUGAAGUAGCUCUGAGCUUUCAAUCCAGGAAGGUUUGGUGGGAAUGAGGUCCCUGGGAUGCCCAGGAGCGGGGCUGGGGCUGGGGGUGUCUCUGUGUGUGUAUAUAAUGUGUGUAUGUAAUUAAUGUAUAUGUAGAGAUGUAUAGAUGGGCACAGGGCUGGGGGGCUCUGCUCCUGAGGGGGAAAAGGGGGAGGAAAAAGAGGAAAAGGAGGAAAAGGAGGAGGAAAAGGAGGAUAAAAAGGAGGAAAAGGAAGAUGAAAAAGAGGAAAAGGAGGAGGAUUUGUCCUCUAGCACCACAUGCUGAGCUCUGCAGCCCUUGGCCCCUCUCCCAAGGAAUGUGGGAUUCAGCCUCCACCCCUGUCCUAAAUGAUUCAGGAUUCCCCGUCAUUCCCUCUCCUAAAGGAUUUAGGAUUCAGCCCUGGCCCCAUUUCCAAGGGAUGCAGGAUUCCCUGUCCUAAAGGAUGUGGGAUUCCCCAACAUUCCCUGUCCCAAGGGAUGCAGGAUUCCCUGCCCAAGGAAUGUGGGAUUUCCUGUCCCAAGGAAUGUGGGAUUCAGCCUCAACCCUUGUCCUAAAAGAUUCGGGAUUCCCCCUCAUUCCCUGUCCCAAGGGAUUCAGGAUUCAGACUUGGCCCAGCUCCCAAGGGAUGCAGGAUUUCCUGUCCCAAAUGGUGUGGGGCUCCCCCUCACUCCCUGUCCCAAGGGAUGCAGGAUUCCACCUCUCCAAUUCCUGCUGCUCCUCCCUCCCCUCCCUGCCCUUCACAUCCCUCCGAUCCCAAUCCUGAUACCAGUCCCAAUCCCGAUCCCAUUCCCAGUCCCGAUCCCAGUCCCAGUCCCAGUCCCGAUCCCAGUCCCAGUCCCGAUCCCAAUCCCAGUCCCAGUCCAGACCCCAGUCUCAAUCCCAGUCCCAGUCCUGAUCCCAGUCCCAGUCCCGAUCCCAGUCCCAGUCCUGAUCCCAGUCCCAGUCCAGACCCCAGUCUCAAUCCUGAUCCCAGUCCCGAUCCCAGUCCUAGUCCAGACCCCAGUCUCAAUCCCAGUCCCAGUCCUGAUCCCAGUCCCAGUCCCGAUCCCAGUCCCAGUCCAGACCCCAGUCUCAUUCCCAGUCGAGUCCCAGUCCCGAUCCCAGUCCCGAUCCCGAUCCCAGUCCCAGUCCAGACCCCAGUCUCAAUCCCAGUCCCAGUCCCGAUCCCAGUCCCAGUCCCGAUCCCAGUCCUGAUCCCAUCCCAGUCCCAGUCCCGAUCCCAGUCCCAGUCCAGACCCCAGUCUCAAUCCCAAUCCCAGUCCUGGUCUCGGUGGGUUGGGAUCCCCCAGGUGGCACCGGGAGCCUUUUGCUGCUGCAGGGCCGGAGCAGAUCCGGGCUGGGAUGCCGGGAUGGAUCCAAAGCCCUGCGAGCUCCUCAGCCUGCCCAGUCCUUGUGCCAGCAGCUUCCCCUUCUCCCAGAGGAGCCUCAGAGGGUCUGCAGAUCCCAACUUUUCAUUUCUAUGUUUAUUUCCAUUAUUUUGAUUUUUGGGUAAAAAUCUUCUGAUUUUUUCACACCCCUGACUCCAGCACUUCUCCCAAGACCUCCAGGGCUCCAGGGGUUUUUCCUGCAGGAAUUCCCCCCGUUCAGGGUCCCCCCUGGCCGAAGUCACCCCAGCCCAGCUGACAAUCAAACCAGACUCCCGAAAAACAGGAAUCCAUUGCAGUUUGAUAGAAAAACUUUUUAAAAUCCCCCCCCUUCUCUCUCACCACCUCAUCUCCAGGAUAAACCAUCACCCACUGCUCCUCCUGUAAAUAAACAUCAAACCUUCUUGUAUAAAUUAAAAAUAAAAUAAUUGUAAAAAAAAGACAAAAAAAAAAAAAUUCCAUUGAUAAACAUCCCAGAAGUAAAAUUUAAAAAAAUCUCCCUUUCCAGAAGAUUGAAGUAAUUCCAACUUCACCUUUUUUUGGAGCUGAAUUCCGACCCCCAUAGGAGAACAAAACAAAGAUCUGGAACACUGCAAAUGUUGGAGCUUUCAAUGAAUCCGGGAGGGAAAAAAAUGCAUGUAAAUAUUUUUAAUAGGAGACAUAUCUUAAACAGAACUUUCUUUUGUAUGUACAUAACUCUCCUAGAGUUUAGUACUGAAAUGGCUUCAUAGUGUCUGUUUCAAAAGGAAAGGAAAAGAAAAUGUUUGUUAAUUGUUUUUGUUCUUUCUCAAUGGCCAAAACUUUAAAAAUAAUGACAAAAAAAAAAAAAAAGACUCUAAAAAUAAUCUUUGCCAAUGGAUCUAGCACUGUAAUGGUACUGUCUAUUUUUUUUAAUUAUUUCUGUGCUGUGCCCAUUUAUAAAAUGAGGAAAAGAUAAAAAAUAAAGUCAUUUAAACAUUG